UAUUGGGCCGUUUGGUAAAAAAAAAAAAGACAGAAAAAACACACCAUCCCUUCCUCGAUAUUAUCCCCUUUCGUGUUCUUCCCCAAUUUUUCAUCGUAUUCGAUUUUUUUUUGUUUCCCUCAGGAAUUCUUGGUAUUAAUCCUCGAAUUUGUCCUUUGGUUUUUUCAAUUCUCUUUUUUCUCUCUCGAUUGAUACCAAAUUUUUGUAUAUUUUGUCUGUCGAAGGGAAAUCUAGGGUUAGGGUUAUCGGUCCCCUUAGAUCUGCGUAAUCCCCCCGAUUGAUCGUUCUUCUCGGCUCCUACUUUGAAUUCGGUAUAUAUCCUUCUUUGUUUUGGUGUCAAUUUCAUGUUUUCCGUCCCCGAUUGAGUUCUAGGGUUCCUAGUUUUUCGAUCUAUAUUAGGGUUCGUCAGAUCUGUAAAUUCGUAGAGGGCUUUCUCUUAUUCUGACAGUUUUUUGCCGAUUCGUCCCCUUGCAACACUUGAUUUUUCGAAUUUUUCUGUAAAUCGAAAUCUAGGGUUAGGGUUUCGUGCGAUUUGGGAUUUUUCGAUUUUGGUCGAAGCAAAUUGGGGAAAUCGCUUAAGAACCUCCUUCUCGUGUCCUAUUUGAUCGUAUUUCAGUCCUUAUAGUGAUAUUCCUGUUUGGCUUCCCCUUGGUGCAGUUGUCCUGAAGCUGAGCUCAAGCUUGUCCCUUGAGAAAGAUUGAAGAUGGGUUUCAAACGCCCUUUUGACGAUGAGGAGUCUCUGGGACUUCCUUUGAAGCAUUCGAGACAGCUUGACUAUAGCAAUAAGACGACUCAAUUUGAUGAAGUUGUUCCUCUCUCCUCUGUUCUCCAGAAACCUGCUGUAGCGGUAGAGAAUGAGGGGAAUCUUUGUAAUUCCCAAAGUGGUGAAUCAUCUGAUGAUGAAACCCUUGGUGAAGAGCUGAAUUCUGUUGGCUCAGGUCUUGGCAUGGGUGCUGCUUGUACAUGGGUCACAAAAAGUCCUGGUGAAGAAUAUACAACUCAAUCAUCUCUUCCUCAAAGAUAUUUUGAGCUUGAUAUACCCCCAAGAGUGUUUGCUCCUGUUGGGGAUGUGUAUACUUUCCUCUUGGAUCAGCCCCCGAGAAAACAAGUUCCUCUUGGACCAGACCAUCAAGCUGAUACUCCUGAAUGGGAAGGCGAUGCUAUGGACGAGAAGCCAGUAGAUGGCUUGGGCAUGUUAGCUCGAAACCAGGUUGUCGAACACACAGAUGGCCAGAAGUUGACUGGAACGUGCAUCAUUCCCAUGCUGCCGGCUUCAAGCAUACCAGUACAUGAGGAUGUCAAAGUGGGAGAAGGCAGAAAACAAUGUGUAUGCCCGGACAGGGGAUCUUUCAGGUGUGUGCGUCUUCAUAUCAAAGAAGCAAGAGAAGAAACGAUAAAUAUGAUUGGAUACGAGAAAUUCCAAGACUUGGGUUUAAGUGAAAUGGGAGAAGAAGUUGUGCGGAACUGGAGUGAGGAGGAUGAACAACUUUUUCAUGAGGUUGUUUAUUCCAAUCCUGUAUCAAUGGGUCGGAACUUUUGGAAGCACUUAGCAGCCGCAUUUCCGUCACGGACAAAGAGUGAGAUUGUUAGCUACUAUUUCAACGUUUUUGUCCUCAGGCGGAGGGCUACCCAGAACAGAAUACAGAAAUUAGACGUUGAUAGUGAUGACGAUGAGUGGCAUGGAGGAUACGGGAGCUCUUUCGGGAUCCGAUACUUCGAAGAGGAUGAUGAGGAAGACUCUGAUAUCGAGUCCCCUCUUCGUCAAGAAACUGAGAGUAUCUAUCGACAAGAGGAUGAAGACGAGGAAAGUGAUAGUGAUGAUGAGGUUGAUGUUGGUAAUGGACAUGGCAUCAUGCCAUCUGAUGAUAACAAGCCCGUGGAUAAGAGCUCAGGGGACGGAUUAAAUGUCGAAGAUGACUCGUGCACAUCCUUUGAGGAUCCGCAAAACAUAGCAAACUCCCAUCCGAACAACGGGAACAGCCUCGGGGAUAACCAGAAGCAGCUCGACGGGGGUAACGAUACAGUGAGUCGGGACUAUUUAUUCGAGUCGUGCAAUGCUAAAGUUUGGGAUGGAAGAUUCUCGGACGUUCCGAAGAAGAGUGCGGAACUCUUACCGACGCGGAGCAUCAUCGAGGAGAUAUUUGGUAAGAGUGCUCUGGACGAGAAGAGCAACAACAGUAACACAGAGAAGAAAGUGAAAGGAGAAAACAUCAAAGGGCACAACUUUGCAGAAUCCUAGGAUUAUAGAUAAUGGGGUUUGGUCUUUCGUUUUUCUUUUUUUGCUAUUAAUGUAGAGAGACGUUCACCCAAAAUGGCGAGGGAUCCUUUUUGAGAUUGUGAAAGCAUUUCUCAGUUGUGGGAUCUUUGCAGGUUGAAGUGUGAAUGGAGAAUUCUUCCCUUUUUUUCCUUGGGGGACCCUCAAGGGGAAAGAUGGCAGAUUACCCAGAAUCUCUCUCUCUCUCUCUCUCUCUCUCUCUCUCUCUCUCUCUCUCUCUUGCUUGAGAAGGACUUGCGAUUCGAUCUUGGAUCCUUCAUUUCUUUGCGGAAAUGGAAGUUGGAAGGUGAAUUCCGCCUUUGCCUUGAGAAGCAAGCAUUUGGUUGUGGGGGAAGUCUAAUGGCUUUAUUUUUAUUUUUCCUUUCUUUUAGUUUUUUUUAUUUAUUUAUUUUGGACCUGUGGCUUCAGUUUCAGCCAAAACUUGUAAAAAAAAAAAAGAAAGAAAAAUAUUCAGAGUGAAGGUCUAAUCGUUGGGUCGA
Messenger RNA from Tarenaya hassleriana, 2754 nucleotides. RefSeq lists its product as uncharacterized. Lineage: Eukaryota; Viridiplantae; Streptophyta; Magnoliopsida; Brassicales; Cleomaceae. The record is from RefSeq and is a predicted model, not a curated record. Bases 704 to 2239 code for a protein of 511 amino acids. The transcript is spliced from 3 exons.